Colletotrichum graminicola M1.001 is the source of this 654-nucleotide messenger RNA. RefSeq names its product DJ-1/PfpI family protein. Lineage: Eukaryota; Fungi; Ascomycota; Sordariomycetes; Glomerellales; Glomerellaceae. The coding region runs from base 1 to 654 and encodes 217 amino acids. The record is from RefSeq and is a predicted model, not a curated record. The transcript has 2 exons.
AUGCUCGAGGCUGUACAGCUGGGCGACAUCGUGGGCAUCGACAUGUUCGGCAAUCUUUCCCGAAAGUACUACAACAAGGUCAAGGAUUAUGAUCCAGAGUUCGCCCAGUGGGCCGACCCCCCCAUCGAGAUGGAUUUCUUCUACAUCUCCUCGACCCUCGCGCCCGCCGAGAUGACGCCUGGGCUGAAGUUCGUCCCCAACGUCACCUACGACGACUGCCCCCGCGACCUCGACCUCGUCCUUAUCGGAGGUCCUAUGCCUGACCACCGCCCUCCAUCAGCCGACCGCUUCAUGAAAGAGGCCUUCCCCAAGACAAAGGUGUGGCUGACAACCUGCACCGGCAGCCUUUGGCUGGCCAGCGCCGGUGUUCUGAAGGGCAAGAUAGCAACAACCAACAGAGAGUUACUCAAGUUUGCGAGGGAGACCCACCCCGAGACCGAGUGGCUCGAUAAACGGUGGGUAGUUGAGGAGAAAGAGUACGAAGGCGAGGGCAAGGGCGAGCUCUGGACUGCUGGCGGAGCAGGCGCCAGCCUCUCUAUGAUCAUCAAAUACUUGAACAAGAACUUUGAUCCGGGGUUCGUCCAGAAGCUGGGAAUCGAUGUCAUCGCCUUUGAGGAGCUGGCCCUGAACCAGUUUUACAAGACCUCAAGGUAG